Molecule: messenger RNA, 363 nt
Organism: Caenorhabditis bovis
Lineage: Eukaryota; Metazoa; Nematoda; Chromadorea; Rhabditida; Rhabditidae
Source: the annotation of a GenBank genome assembly
AUGUCCCGACACGAUAGUAUCCCAGAUGACAGAAGAAAAAAAUUGCACGAACUCGUCGAUUUACGCGAAGAGCUUCGCGAUUUGCAAACGAAUUUACAAGCCGAAGAAUCGAGAUUUGCGGAAUCUGUUAAGAAACGAUCUGUCAUUAUGAACACAUCCGAUAAAGGGACGGCGACUGACAAUGAGGACGAGUUUCUCGAGAAUCUUCGAAUAACCGAACAAGAUAUUCACACUCAUCGAACUAAAAUUCUCGACAUUCAAUCACAAAUAAUCGACAAGAAAGAAAUGAUAUUGUCUCUUGAACUACUCGUGAAGCUCGACGAACAACAAAGACCAUCGACAUCGAAUGGCAUCAGUCAUUAA